Molecule: messenger RNA, 2235 nt
Organism: Manduca sexta (tobacco hornworm)
Lineage: Eukaryota; Metazoa; Arthropoda; Insecta; Lepidoptera; Sphingidae
Product: broad-complex core protein-like
Exons: 6
Coding region: 101-1480 (459 amino acids)
Biological process (GO): regulation of transcription by RNA polymerase II
Cellular component (GO): nucleus
Molecular function (GO): protein binding
Source: RefSeq, a predicted model, not a curated record
UACGAAAACAUAAUUUUAUAUUAUUUUAUUAACCAAUGAAAUCUCCCACAGAUCGGCGGACGUCCCACAUGACUCGCUAACAAAACAUAAAACAUUCAAAAUGGUGGAGAGUCAAACACAACACUUCUGCCUGCGGUGGAACAACUACCAGCGCAGCAUCACUAGCGCCUUCGAGAACCUUCGGGAUGACGAGGACUUCGUGGACGUGACCCUGGCGUGCGAUGGGAAGAGUCUGAAGGCGCACCGCGUCGUGCUAUCCGCUUGCAGCCCGUACUUCAGGGAGCUGUUGAAAUCAACGCCAUGCAAGCACCCAGUGAUCGUGCUCCAAGACGUGGCCUUUACGGACCUGCACGCGCUGGUCGAGUUCAUCUACCACGGCGAGGUCAACGUGCACCAGCACAGCCUUUCCUCGUUCCUCAAGACCGCUGAAGUGCUGCGCGUAUCUGGACUCACGCAUAAUGACGGAGCUCAGACUGCGCCGCUGCUGCAGACGAUGCGCACCUCAGCAGCACCAUCUCCACAUACUCCGCCGCACACCGCGCACUCAAGCCACAUGCCACACACGCCCAACUACACCGAGAAACUCGAGGAGGCCCUCCUCCAACCAUCCUCUAGCGUGCCGCCGAUGAUGCGCAGGAUCCCGCUGCCGCCCCCGCGCCGCAUGAGCAGCUCAGCAGACAACUCCCCUGACGUCAUCAAGCGCCCCCGCCACGACAACAAUAACGAACAGCCACAGAUACAUGCAGCAGACUUCUCCACAAAGAACCACUCGAUGGUGAACAACCGAGCCCACGCCGAGCCCGGAAACAACGGCAACGGCAUCAGCAACAGCAGCUCGUCCCCGUCCCCCCGGCUGAUCGACGAGGUGAAGAACGAGCCCCUGGACAUGAUAUGCCCCUCGAACCCUGAUAUAGACAGGAGCACUGAUGAUACACCGCCGCAUUCCCAUCAUCGGCCAAUGGGAGGAGGCCCUCCAUCACGCGGCAGCUCAGCGGAUGCUGAAGACCGCACGCCACCACCGCAGCUGCCGCCUUCGCCGUUCAUACCGCCACCAGACACCAAGCUCUUCACUCCCUCUAACACCUACAACUUCACCAUGGAAGCCCUCACUCAGCAUCCAGGACUUACCAGUCUGCAGAGCCCGCUGUCCGCCGACGGGAUGGCCAGCACGUCGCAAGUGGGCCCACUGGGCGCGGGGCACCGGUGCGAGGUGUGCGGCAAGCUGCUGUCCACGCGGCUGACGCUCAAGCGGCACACGGAGCAGCAGCACCUGCAGCCGCUGCACUCGGCGCGCUGCAGCCUCUGCCACAAGGUGUUCCGCACGCUCAACUCCCUCAACAACCAUAAGAGCAUCUACCACCGGCGCCAGCGCGCGCCGCACCAGCCGCAGCCGCAGAACCUCACCACCAGCCCGGACACUAAAAUCAAUCCCCAACACAACAUCGACUUCUAUAAGUUCAAAGAUCAGUUCAACGUGUAAACACUACCGCUGAACCCAAACAAUUCUUCUAUUACAUUAUAUUUUACAUAUUAUUGUUUCGUUUCGAGAACGGUUAUAUUUUGUGUUCAGAUUUAUAUCGAUAUAUUUAUUUGAAUCUUUGAACUUGUAGGUAAGGGUUGAUCAUGACAAACAUCACAAGGCUAAGACAUUCCAAUAGACGUGCGGACGAGAGUGUAGGGAGUACCAGAGCUCCCUCGCGACCAGGCGCCGAGGGGGCUGACUGUGCUACGACGCCCUAUAAGUGCAAUACUGCGGUAUAAAUAAUUCCUUAAAUUUUUACACUAUGUUAAAUAUGCGACAAUAAGGCGAAGAAAAAAAAAAGAAAAAUUAAAUAUUUUGAGAAAAGAUGAAAAAUCUUGGUGCUGUAAAUUUAUAUAUUUAGGCUUAAAUUUAUAUUAAAAUGGAACAGUGUUCGUAUAGGAAACAAAAGAGGCAUAUUGUUUCGACGUUGUGUUCAUUUUUUUGGCAAUUUAUUUAUUCUGUAUUUACCUGCAUGAUCUCACUCUUAGAUAUUUAUACGAGAUUACUAAAAAAAUAUUUAAAAAAUAUUAAAAUUAUAUACACAGAUUAUAUAAUUGGCUUAUGAGGCUUUUCAGAUUUUUUUCUUUAUUUUAGGUGAUUUUUUGUUUGUUUUAAGACUGAAAUUCUCAGAUAGCACCAACAGUGAGGCAUGGUUUUAUUUUUUAUUUUUCUGAUGAAAUCCAUCCGCAGAUAGCACGACACAGAUCAAAACC